Molecule: messenger RNA, 503 nt
Organism: Hibiscus syriacus
Lineage: Eukaryota; Viridiplantae; Streptophyta; Magnoliopsida; Malvales; Malvaceae
Product: putative DNA (cytosine-5)-methyltransferase CMT1
Exons: 5
Coding region: 123-500 (125 amino acids)
Cellular component (GO): nucleus
Molecular function (GO): methyltransferase activity
Source: RefSeq, a predicted model, not a curated record
AGGGUGCGAAUUUCAGGGACUUGCCUGGUGUAAUAGUUGGUGAAAACAAUAAAGUAGAGUGGGACACAACAAUGGACAGAGUGUUGCUCAAAUCUGGAUAACCAUUGGUGCCAGAUUAUGCCAUGAAAUUUGUCAAAGGGAGAUCAACCAAGCCAUUCGGUCGUUUGUGGUUGGAUGAAAUUGUCAACACAGUGGUAACAAGGGCUGAACCUCACAAUCAGACGGUCAUCCAUCCUUCCCAAGAUAGGGUGCUUACAAUCCGUGAGAAUGCGAGAUUACAAGGAUUCCCGGACCGCUACAAACUUUUUGGGACUAUUAAAGAGAGGUACAUACAGGUGGGAAACGCUGUCGCUGUUCCGGUUGCAACCGCAUUGGGAUUUGCUUUCGGUUUGGCUUGCCAGAAUUUAUGCGACGACGAGCCUCUGAUGACUCUUCCUUUCAAGUUCCCAGAUUGCCUUGCACGGUCUUCACACAUACAAGGAGAUGAUGGUUCUGAUUGAAGA